Molecule: messenger RNA, 2076 nt
Organism: Mya arenaria
Lineage: Eukaryota; Metazoa; Mollusca; Bivalvia; Myida; Myidae
Exons: 2
Coding region: 220-1233 (337 amino acids)
Source: RefSeq, a predicted model, not a curated record
AUAAAAGGCCUGAUAAAAUAAAAUGAUUUAAUCGCUUUAGUUUGACAAUAUUGCUUGUUUGUGUGUGCCAGCGAUAAAAAGCAUUUAAUUGAAGUGUUUGUCCACAGAGAUUUAAAGUUGAAGGGAAUGACGGUUUCAUGCUGAUCGAUACUGUUUGUACACUCCCCACACUUUAAGUGUUAUUAUAUAGGAUGGACUGAAUCUAACAGCGGCGCCAACAUGCCUCCAGUGGGUAUCUUUCACGACGACAUUAUCGUUGUGGGCCGGAAGUGUUCCCCAGUACCGCCGUAUCCGGGUUAUGAUCUAGACGGAAACUACAGACCAGAGUCUCCCGUGCCACGAAUCAAGGGCAGCAAUGCAGAGGAAAAUUUCAACCGUAACCGGGGCUCAAUCGAUAGCUGGGCGUUCUAUGGCGAAAGCUCCGCGUCACCGAGGCCCGAACCACGGUGCCCGACAAGCGAGUCUCUGAGCAACUGGACGCACGGGCGACAUGGAACUAUAAAACGCUUGAUAGACGGUGUCGCUACAUCCAGGCCAGAUACCGCGCCAGCUAGGAUCAAAGUUGAGGCCGAGGAAAUAGCUAACGUCAGUCGUGGAGGUCGAAUGUGCAAACUGCUCACCAAAUAUGGAACGGAACCAGCUACUCCCAAAGUGCCACGCGUUAAACCAGAGGCCGAAGGGACCGCAACGGUUCAUAAGGGCGGGCGGAUGAAAGCUCUUGUUCACAAGUACGGGAAAUUGCCGUUGUCGGCGCGUGCAGUCCCGAGGGUGAAAACGGAAGGGGAAGACAAUGCAGACCUUGAUAAAGGAAAGCGGAUACAACGACUGGUCCACGAGUACGGUCAUCUUCCGCUCUCUGCGCGCGCAGCACCAAGAGUGAAACCAGAAGGUGAGGAAAACGCGGAUCUUGACAAAGGUAAACGGAUGAACAAUUUAGUGCAUCAAUAUGGGCGUAUGCCUCUGUCCGCUCGAGCAGUGCCUCGUGUCAAACCGGAAGCAGAAGAAAGCGCUACUCUAGACCGAGGUGGGCGGAUGGAUCGGCUAAUGCACAGUUGUGAGACACUACCUCGCUCCCCGCGGUCGCCGCCGCGCGUGAAGCACGUGGAAGGCCAUAACAACAACUUCCGUGGCCGUGGAUCUAUGGCCAAAAUAUUAAAAAGUAUGGGCAGGAAAACAUGUGUUUACCAACCAGGAGUUAAAAAAAAGUCGUACCUAAGAACAUCGAUGAUGUAACUCCGGUGUCAAGAAUUGGAAUAUUAUGUAAGUUUUGCCUGUUUGUGGAACUUGACAUUUUGGCCGUAUGUGAUUCGUCACAAUGCACGUGUUCUGCCUUACAGUGUAUGUUAAUGCACUACGCAUUUCCAGAUUGGAAGCACUGAAUAAUAUGAGUUUUGCUCCGCCCAAAGACACAAAGUGAAUCAAGAACAAUAUAUAUCUCCAAACAUCAAAGAAAAACCGUCUGCCACCGUCUGACAGCUUUGGCGUAUUUUUUUAAUUCCACGUCACACUAACAACUGGAAAUGUCGACAUAUCACCCCUCAGAGCCUUUAGAAGCUUUAGUGUACGCUCGCAAAAAUGAAACUCUUUGAAAAGUUGUAACUGACUGUCAGUACAAGUUGACGGCACAGUGAUUUGAUGGGAAUGAACGCCUGCUUUGGUAUCAUUUGAAUUCAAAGUUUAGUGACAUUUAACCUUAAAUAUUUUUUUCUUCAGAUUCAUCAAAGGGGUUGCUCCUACCAACUAUCUAGCAUAAAAUAACAAUGAAUUACUGCACUUUAACAAUGUCAGAAAAUUUUGAAAUGCCUUAAUUUAGGCAUUUCGAGAUUUUGUGACAUGAUUGUUAAAGUGCAGUAAUUCAUAGUUAUAUCUUUUACAGGUCAAAUGACACCAAAGCAGGAGUUCAUUCCCAUCAAAUCACUGCGGUUGACAUUGCAAAAUAGAACUGAGAUUGUGCUAUGUAGCAAGUUUGGCUUACUUUAUUUGCAAAUAGUAGCAUAUAUAACACUUUGUUCAUGUCAGUUUUAAGUAUCCAGUAUAAUAAUGGUUUAUUAAAAAAAUAUGACAAUAAAAAAUUGA